AUGGCUAAUACAGACAAGACAGAAGAAGAGGGGCCAACGUUUAGCCCUCAGAAUUUUCCUGAUUCUCCAUUAGACUGGCAGAAAUGCGUCUACCGAGGCGAAGGAAAUGCCAACCUGGUUGUUGCAUUACCCUUGGAACGCAAGGUGAUCCGAUUCAGAAAAUUUCCAAAAUGUAUGGGUGAGUCCAAACAGUUAACUACGGUAAACAAACAAAAGGAAGUACAGGAAAAAAGUUUCGCUCACCGUGAGGCUAACUUUAUUAGGAAAGUUAUUUCUGGCUUUCUCGGGCGUUACGUCUACGUGCCUGAGAUUGUGCAUUGUGACGACCUUGGACUUGUUAGAUUGGCCGAUACGAUACGCUCAAAUCGCCCUGUAUUUGUUCUUCAGCUAUCGUCUUCUAGACAUUAA
This is a messenger RNA of Copidosoma floridanum, 408 nucleotides long. RefSeq lists its product as uncharacterized. NCBI's taxonomy places the organism in Eukaryota, Metazoa, Arthropoda, Insecta, Hymenoptera, Encyrtidae. The record is from RefSeq and is a predicted model, not a curated record. Gene Ontology annotation, molecular function: ATP binding; inositol-1,3,4,5,6-pentakisphosphate 2-kinase activity.